AUCCUUGCACUAAAAUUCUUUGGUCAUAUAUUAGAACCCAUAUACCUAAGAAUUUGGAGCCAAAUUACAAGUUUCUUCAAGCUGAAGCAAUUUGGAGGUCACAAGCUAGAAGUCAGCAAGGAGUAAUCAAGCCCUUCUGAGUGAGCUUCCUCUGGCAGGAUGACAACAGGCCAAGUCAACUGGAAAGCUGAGAUAGUCUCAUCCCAAACCAAAGAAGGUUUAAAACUAGUGUUGAUAACUGGAGAUGUAACAUGUUUUGCUACUAAUGUCAUUGUCAAUACUGUCCCCCCAAAUCUUCAACUUGGAGGAGGAACACUCUCUCAGUCACUUUUGCACAAAGGAGGGCCAAUGCUUCAGAAAGAGUUAAAUGCCACCAAGCAGGAAACACAGGAGAAAUUAGGUAGCAUCUUCAUGACAAGUGGCUGUAAUCUGGACUGCAAAGCUGUGCUUCAUGUGGUGGCUCCAGAAUGGAAUUAUGGAACAGAUUCUUCUUUGCAGAUCAUGGCAAAUAUAAUUAAAACAUGUCUGAGUUAUAUAGAACAAAUUUCUUUCUCUUCAAUCACAUUUCCUAUGAUUGGAACAGGAGGAUUAAUGUUUCCCAAAUUUACUUUUGCUAAUCUAAUCCUUUCAGAAGUGUUAAAAUUUAGUAGUACUUUAUGGCAAAAAACUUUACAAGAAGUUCACUUUGUGGUACUACCAGAUGAUGAUCAAGGCCAUCAGGCAUUUUUAGAUGAGUUUACUAAACGACCAAGUGAAAUUUUUGAUAUUAAGAUGAAUAUGCUAAACUCUGGAGAUACUCAAGGAAUAGUCUCUAACCCUACAUCCACAAGGCAUGAAAUGAAAUUUGGUGGCAUUACUUUUCAAGUGGCUAUUGGAGAUAUAACCAAAGAAACUGCAGAUGUUAUUGUAAAUUCUACAACAAGGACAUUUAAUGUGAAAACAGGGGUAUCAAAAGCAAUUUUAGAAGCUGCUGGACCGGCUGUGGAAUAUGAAUGUGCUGCUCUAGCUACCCAGACUCACAGAGAUUAUAUAAUUACGCAAGGAGGAUAUUUACAGUGUAAGAAGAUAAUCCAUGUUCUUGGGAGAAAUGAUGUCUGGGAAACAGUCUCCAGUGUUUUAGAAGAGUGUGAACAGAGCAAGUACACAUCUGUUUGUCUACCAGUCAUCGGAGCAGGAAAUGCUGGAAAAAAUCCUGUCUUGGUUGCUGAUGACAUCAUCAGUUCAGUUGCAGAAUUUGCAUCGGAAUAUCCUACCUCAUCAUUACAAUAUGUCAAAAUUAUUGUCAUUGUACCAGAGCUACUAAAAAUAUUCUGUGACAAUAUGAAACAAAGAGAAAACUCCAUGUCAUUUGACUUUCAACCCUCGGUCUCCAAGGUUGCAUCACUUUGGGACUUUACAAAAAAAUUGCCCCCUCCCACAAAUAAUCCUUUGUAUUUUGAAAAGGAAACACAAUUACCAAGUUUUCAAGCAUGUGAUGAAAAUGUAAAAGAUGUUGUAAAUGACUUCUCCUGUAUACAAAAUCUGACUAACAAUGGACAAUAUUCAUAUAGUAGUGAAGCUGAGUGCAACUAUUUUGAUGAAAAGAAAGUUAUGAUCCCUUUACACUGGAGCAAUAUGAAUCAACAGAACUUCUGCAUGGAAGUCUUACCUUGUCAUCAUCAAGAGUACCAAGAUGUGGCAAACCAGUUUAAUCAGAGCUGCUCAAAAUUCACCAUAAUAGAGAUUAAGAGGAUCCAGAAUCUAGACCUUUGGAAUACCUACCAGAUUAGGAAAGAAAUAAUGGAUGCCAAGAAUGGUAACAUAAUCAAUGAAAAGCAACUCUUCCAUGGGACAGAUGUUAAUUCGGUGCCUUAUAUCAACAGAAAUGGCUUUAAUCGCAGUUAUGCUGGAAAGAAUGGUAGUUCAUAUGGAAAAGGAACAUACUUUGCUGUUAAUGCCAGCUAUUCUGCCCAGUUCUCUACACCAGACGCCAAAGGAAAUAUGUAUAUGUAUUAUGCGCGUGUUCUCACUGGAAGUUACACAGCUGGAAAUUAUGCCGAUUUAAUUGCACCUCCUCCAAAGAAUUAUCAGAAUCCAACUGACCUGUAUGAUACUGUCACAGACAAUAUGCAAAAUCCCAAAUUAUUUGUUGUUUUUUAUGACUACCACGCUUACCCAGAGUACCUCAUUACUUUUAAAGAUAAUUUUCGAAGAAAUUAUUCAUCUCCAUAUAUCUAGCUGUAAAUUGAGUGUUUGU
Molecule: messenger RNA, 2236 nt
Organism: Suncus etruscus (white-toothed pygmy shrew)
Lineage: Eukaryota; Metazoa; Chordata; Mammalia; Eulipotyphla; Soricidae
Gene: PARP15
Product: poly(ADP-ribose) polymerase family member 15
Exons: 13
Coding region: 160-2217 (685 amino acids)
Biological process (GO): negative regulation of gene expression
Cellular component (GO): cytoplasm; nucleus
Molecular function (GO): NAD+ poly-ADP-ribosyltransferase activity; transcription corepressor activity
Source: RefSeq, a predicted model, not a curated record